AUCCCCGCGCAAAAAGCCAACUUCUAUGUAACACUAUGAGUAGCAACGUCAGUUUGAUCGUUGACACCUAUCCUCCACCUUGAUCCCCAUUCGUAUUUCUUAAAAAUUCGCACUCACACAUUUACAUGCACACUUUCUCUGUUGCACGUUACUUUGUGCCCCCUAUUUUGCUUUUUCUCGUUACCAAACACGUACUCACACAGUGAUCACAAUCUCUCUCUCUCUCUUAGCUGUGGUUUAUCUGCUCUUCCCUCUCUCUCGUCUUGGGUCUCUUAUUUUUCGGUAGGAACGGAGCAAGGCACAUUAUGAUGUUCAUUUUGUCUCUCAGGGUUUGCUUUUGCUUCUCUGUGUAGCUUUUCUUUUGUUUCAAUUUCAAAAUUUUCUAUUCGAUAAUUCAAACUUCUCAUUUUUGGUUUGAUGAUCCAUGCAAGAUAAGAUUUUGGUCACUGUUCGCAUUGUAUUUGUACCGUUAAGAGAUUUUUUUAGUUACCUUUUAGGAAGUGUUUUAGUGUUGAAGUUGGAGUAAGUAGAAAUAAUGGACCAGAAGACAUGGCUAUGGAGGAAGAAAUCUACGGAGAAGAUGAUUGUUGCAACUGACAAAGUAAACUUCUCUCCCAAUAGAAAUGAAGAGAUACAGACACUUUUGGAUAAUAAGGCAGAAUUGGAGAAAGACCUGAAAAGUUUAAAUGAUAAGCUUUCUUCUGCCUUAUCUGAAUGCAAUGCUAAAGCUGAUCUUGUAAAGAAACAUGCAAAGAUGGUGGAGAAAGCCACGACAGGUUGGGAGGGGGCAGAAGCCAAAACAGUGUCUCUAAAGCAAGAGUUAGAUGAAGCCAUACAGCAGAGAGCUGCUGGAGAAGAAAGAUUAACUCACUUGGAUGCAGCCCUCAAGGAGUGCAUGCAACAGCUGUGCUUUGUUCGAGAAGAGCAGGAGCAGAGGGUUCAUGAUGCUGUGAUGAAGGUAUCAGGGGAAUAUGAGAAGUCCCAAAUGAUUUUGGAGGAGAAGUUGUCAGAGACCAGUAAAAGGCUUGCAAAAAUAGGCGUUGAGAAUGCUCAUCUAAGUAAUGUUCUCUUGGCAAAAGAAAAGUUGAUUGAAGAUCUAACUAAACAGAAGGCUCAGGUGGAAGCGGAUUUUAAUGCUCUGAUGAUUAGGUUAGAAUCUGUAGAGAAAGACAAUGCUUCAUUGAAAUAUGAAGUCCGAGUUCUAGAGAAGGAGCUUGAGAUUCGGAACGAGGAGAGAGAAUUUAAUCGUAGAACAGCUGAUGCAUCACAUAAGCAUCAAUUGGAGAGUGCAAAAAAAAUUGCAAAGUUGGAAUCAGAAUGUCAGAGGCUACGUCUGCUUGUUCGCAAGCGGUUGCCAGGCCCUGCUGCCUUGGCAAAGAUGAAAAGUGAAGUUGACAUAUUGGGAAGAGAUUCAGUAGAAAUGAGGAGGAGAAGAACAUAUUCUAGUCCUAGUGGUUUAAUUGUUGACAAUGCUGUUGACAACUCCCCAGAUACUCCCAGCAAAAAGAUCAACUUUCUGACUGAACAGUUAUGUGCCAUGGAAGAAGACAACAAGGCUCUCAAAGAAGCCCUUAAUAGAAAAGCAAAUGAACUUCAAAUUUCAAGAACCAUGUAUGCUAGCACAGCUUCCAAAUUAUCACAAGUUGAAUCGCAUCUUGAUGAGUUGUCCAAAGGCCAGACAACCUUGGAGCCUUCAAGGAGUGGUCUUGUGCCACAUGAGCUCUCUCUGGCCACAGUAUCUGAUGUUGGCAGUGAUGAUAAGGUUAGCUGUGCUGAAUCGUGGGCUUGUGCUUUGAUUUCAGAGUUGGAGCACUUCAAAAAUGGGAAACAAAGGGAGUCACCUGCAGUUAAAACUGUAGGAGAUUCAGACAUAAAUCUGAUGGAUGACUUUGUGGAAAUGGAAAAACUUGCAAUAGUCUCAGUUGAUAAGCAGUCAGGAAGUCCUCAUGUUCCAUCUGAUGAUGCUAACGCAACUGUUAGCCCCAUGGAAAUUGAUUUGAAUGGGAAUCUCUCACAGGUAACUGAUAAGAAGAUUGUUCCAAUUUUGGGGUCUGGCUCUAGGGCAUCAAACCUGGUAAUUAAGUCCAAGGAUGGAAUGAUUGCUAAAGCUUCUGACUGGCUUCAGGAUAUUCUGAAAGUGUUGCUGGAGCAAACUCGAAUCACACAAAGAAAACCUGAUGAAAUACUGGAGGAUGUUAAAGUAGCUUUGGUAGGCAUAAGUAAUGGGAGCCCUGGAGAGCGUCUUGAUACAAGGGAGACCUCAAAACAUCUUGAUGCAUCAAAUUCCCCUCAAGUUGGUGGUUACAUCUCCUGGAAGCCUACAGAUAAAUCUUUUCUGAUGGAUUCAUCUUGUGGAAUUAAUGAUGUUGAUGUCUUGUUGACAGAUGGGAAUAAUCAGAAGUUCCAGUCAGAUCUAGGAAAAUCGUUGCACAAUAUAAUUGAGCAUGUUCAACGGAUCACUUUACCCAAUUAUGGUACUUCAGGUACUUUGUCUGGAAAGGAAGGGAAUUUCUUUCCAUAUAAGAAUUUGGAGACAUCUUCAGGCUACAUGGUUCGUGUUUUACAGUGGAGGACCUCUGAACUGACUGUUGUACUGCAGCAAUUUGUCCAUGCUUGUUAUGAUCUGUUGAAUGGAAAGUCUGAUGUCAGCAGGUUUGCUCAGGAAUUAAGUAAUGCUUUGGACUGGACUAUGAACCACUGCUUUUCCGUUCAAGAUGUCUCAAGCAUGAGGGAUGCAAUUAAGAACCAAUUUGAUUGGGAAGAAUCGCGAAGUGAAAGUGAACCAGAGGUUGGAAUGAGUAGUCAAUUUUCAGAAGUGGAUAAAUUGUGCCUUUUCUGUGAUUUGUCUAUGGUUGCUACUUCAAAUGGGUUUCAUAACUGUUUUGAAAAGGAUGAAUUUCAAUAUACUGUUAGAGUUGAAAAUAAGAAAUUAAAAGAUGAACUGAUUGCCAUAGAAUCUUCAAAGAAAGACUUGGAAGGGAGGCUUCAAUCAGCUAUUGAUAAGAGUGAAUCCUUGAUGAAUCAACUUCAGGAAUCAGAGAAAACCAUCGCAAGCAUGCAAAAAGAAGUAAUAACUCUCAAAAUGUCCAAAACAAUUAUCGAAAAUCAAAGUGAAAAUCACAAGUUGAUGAAAGAAGAUCUUGAUACACAGCUUAAAGUGGCCAAAGCAGAGUUAAAUGAGGCUCGCCAGAAGUUUUCUUCCUUGGAAGUGGAACUGGAGAACAAAAACAGCUGCUGUGAAGAAUUGGAGGCCACAUGUCUUGAGCUUCAGCUCCAACUUGAAAGUGUAACGAAGAAAGCAAUCCCUAGUCAUGAACUCCAUCAGGAAGAAAAGCAACUUCGAAACGAUUGGGAGAUAACAGCUGCUUCAGAAAAGUUGGCAGAGUGCCAAGAGACUAUUCGAAACCUAGGAAAGCAGUUAAAGGCAUUGGCUACACCAAGUGAAGCAGCCCAGUUUGACAAGGUCAUCUCUACUUCCAAUGAUACAAAUGCUGCCCCUGUCACCAUCUUGACAAGCACAGCCCGGAGCACACCCAAGGAUAAGAUCAUGAACCAUAGGUGCUCUCUUCUAGAUCAGAUGUUAGCAGAGGAUAAUGCUGCAACAAAGGAUAUUAAAUCUUCAAAAAUCAAAGAAAGUGACAACUAUAGUUCUGCCUUUGUUUCCAAUGGGGUUAUAGAACCUUUAGAAAAGAUCUUCAUUUUGAAUGGAGCUAAACACCAGGAUGAUGAUGUUGCAAUUAGUUCUUUGGCCAUUGUGCCUAGCAAUAAAAGGGGAGGUAUAAGUUUGUGGAGGAAGUUAUUUUGGAGAAAGAGAAAUCCAACAGCAGGAAACCACCCCUUCCAUUAGUUCCAUAACAAAUCAUAAUAUAGAAUAUAAAGUUCGCACGGUGUUCUGUUGUGAAGCUGGGGAUUGAUGCAAUAAGUUCUGCCUUUCGUUAAUCUUUUGGGAGAGUUUUUGCAUAGUUAUUCCUUCUGUAUAUACAACUGCCGGAUAGACAAGUUUAUGUACCACAGGAAAAAAAAAUGACAUUCCGCUAUCGUGUGCAUAGCUAUCAUCUGUACCUGCUGUUCAUAGAAAACACAUUGCAAAGGUUAGUUUUCAUCAUUUGUGUGUAACGGCAUUUUCAUGUAAAGUCAUUUAUACCCAGUUCUGUACAUCUUUCUCCAGUAAUAUAUUUUCUGGAUGCAUAUCUAGUACCAGAUUCUUUGACUCCUUCA
Hevea brasiliensis (rubber tree) is the source of this 4218-nucleotide messenger RNA. RefSeq names its product filament-like plant protein 7. NCBI's taxonomy places the organism in Eukaryota, Viridiplantae, Streptophyta, Magnoliopsida, Malpighiales, Euphorbiaceae. The coding region runs from base 536 to 3847 and encodes 1103 amino acids. The transcript is spliced from 6 exons. The record is from RefSeq and is a predicted model, not a curated record.